UUAUAAAGAACAGGGAAAAAAAGAUUAUUUUUCCUCCACAAGGGAAAGGGGAAAAUUCUCAAGUCAACAAACAAAAAAAUGAGAGUUGGGAAUCGCCUAAAGUUCGAAUUUUGUUGAUUGGGCUUGGGCGGAAAGGCGAUAACUUUUCUGGGUUUCGUACAAAAGGGCGCGAUUAGGGAAGAACAAGGCGAUUUGCUUCCCCCUUCCCCCCUCCUUCGAGAAGAUAAAAGGAUGCACUUUCAGUUUCUGACGAUGGAUUCACCAUUAUAGGUUUCGUCGGUGAUGCGUUUGAGUAUCUGAAUCCUGGUUUUGAUAGAGGGCCAGAGGAUUGUUCCGUGUUAUAUAUGAACUAUGUGGAAGCAGAUUCUGAGUAAGCUUCCCAAAAAGCAUUUGAAAAAUGACCAGCGUGGACGAGAACAUGGUGGCCAUUCUUCAUCCCAAGCUUCUGCAUCUACUUCAAAAAGCAGCGAUCAUGGCAAUGGCAAUGGCAGAUCAGGGCAUUCACUUACGAAGAACACUCCGGCUAUCAAAUCUCCUCCUCCUGCAGGAUCUAAAGACGGGAAUCUGAAGGCCAGUGGAAACAGUGUUUUCGCCCCAUAUGAAGCGCCACUGCCCGGUUUUAAAGAUGUUCCAAAUGCAGAAAAGCAGAGCUUGCUCAUCAAAAAGCUGCGUUUGUGCCGUGUGGUGUUUGAUUUCACUGACCCGACGAAGAACAUCAAGGAAAAAGAGAUUAAAAGGCAGACAUUACUGGAGCUUGUGGAUUAUGUGACUUCUGCCAAUGGGAAGUUCAGCGAAACCGUUAUCCAAGAAUUCGUUAAAAUGGUCUCUUCCAACAUAUUCAGAACCCUAAAUCCUCAACCACGUGAGAACAAAGUUAUCGAUGCACUUGAUCUGGAGGAGGAAGAGCCAUCCAUGGAUCCUGCCUGGCCUCACUUGCAGCUUGUGUACGAGCUUUUCUUGAGGUUUGUUGCCUCACAGGAAACCGACACUAAGUUGGCCAAGAGAUACAUAGAUCAAUCUUUUAUCCUUCGGUUGCUGGAUUUAUUCGAUUCAGAGGACCCAAGAGAAAGAGACUGCCUGAAAACCAUUCUCCACCGAAUAUAUGGGAAAUUCAUGGCUCAUCGGCCUUUCAUCAGGAAAACAAUAAACAAUAUCUUCUACCGGUUCAUUUUUGAGACCGAGAAACAUAAUGGGAUCGCUGAAUUUCUCGAGAUUUUGGGAAGCAUCAUCAAUGGCUUUGCUCUGCCGUUGAAGGAAGAGCACAAAGUGUUUCUUGUCCGAGCCUUGAUACCUCUCCACAAGCCGAAAUGCUUGGCAACAUACCAUCAGCAGUUGUCUUAUUGUAUCACCCAGUUCGUGGAAAAGGACUGCAAACUUGCUGACACGGUUAUAAGGGGGCUGUUGAAAUACUGGCCCGUGACAAAUAGUUCAAAGGAGGUCAUGUUCUUGAAUGAGUUGGAGGAAGUUCUUGAAGCAACCCAGCCACCGGAGUUCCAAAGGUGCAUGGUGCCGCUGUUUCGCCAAAUAGCUCGUUGUUUGAACAGUUUGCACUUUCAGGUUGCAGAAAGAGCCUUGUUCUUAUGGAACAACGAUCACAUUGAGAGCCUAAUAAUGCAAAACCGUAAGGUCAUUCUCCCGAUUAUUUUCCCGGCCCUUGAGAGAAACGCUCAGAAUCAUUGGAACCAGGCUGUUCAUAGCUUGACUUUGAAUGUAAGGAAGAUAUUUCACGACCCUGAUCCCGAUCUGUUCAAGGAAUGCCUUGCCAAGUUCAAGGAAGACGAAUCAAAAGAAGCUGAGACAGAAACAAGACGUGAAGCCACGUGGAAACGCUUGGAAGAACUUGGGAAACUAAAGGCUUCAUCACAAGGUUAGCUCUAGAGAAGAUUCAGUGUCUUGUUUGAUUUCUGAUUGGACUGGAUCGGGAUUUUCUCCGGGAAGCUUAUCGAUAUCAUUUGGGGGGCGUCGAGAAAAAGGGCAUCGCUGUAUCGGCCUAUAUCUAAUCUUCUUGAAGGAAAAUGCAAAGAUGUGGGAUCCAGUUUUUCUUUUGUUCCAAUAUUCUUGCUUGUUUUGUUGAAGCUUGUUGAUGGGUUUUUGCAACAACAACGUUGAUUUGUUUAUUCUUCAGACUAUCUUAUUCAUUACUCUUCUGCUUGAUUACCUGCAAAAUUGGCACAUUCA
Tarenaya hassleriana is the source of this 2178-nucleotide messenger RNA. RefSeq names its product serine/threonine protein phosphatase 2A 59 kDa regulatory subunit B' eta isoform. The coding region runs from base 352 to 1872 and encodes 506 amino acids. Lineage: Eukaryota; Viridiplantae; Streptophyta; Magnoliopsida; Brassicales; Cleomaceae. Gene Ontology annotation, molecular function: protein phosphatase regulator activity. Gene Ontology annotation, cellular component: protein phosphatase type 2A complex. Gene Ontology annotation, biological process: signal transduction. The record is from RefSeq and is a predicted model, not a curated record. The transcript is spliced from 4 exons.